AGAGGGGCGGGGCGAGCGCGGCGACGCCGCGGGGCAGGCGGGAAGCAGGAAGGGCGGGGCGGAGGGGAGCUCGGCGUUGAGGAGCCGGCGACUGCGGCAGCUGCCCCGCCAUGUCCGCGCGCAACCGGGGCACGGAGCUGGACCUUAGCUGGAUCUCCAAAAUACAAGUGAAUCAACCAGCAGUUCUGAGGCGUGCAGAACAAAUCCAGGCUCGCAGAACCGUGAAAAAGGAGUGGCAAGCUGCUUGGCUCCUGAAAGCCGUUACCUUUAUAGAUCUUACUACACUUUCAGGCGAUGACACAUCUUCCAACAUUCAAAGGCUCUGUUAUAAAGCCAAGUAUCCAAUCCGGGAAGAUCUCUUAAAAAGUUUAAAUAUGCAUGAUAAAGGCCUUACGACCGCUGCUGUUUGUGUCUACCCCGCGCGGGUGUGUGAUGCGGUUAAAGCGCUGAAGGCCUCGGGCUGUACCAUCCCAGUGGCUUCCGUGGCCACUGGCUUUCCAGCUGGACAGACUCAUUUAAAAACACGAUUGGAAGAGAUCAGAUUGGCUGUGGAAGAUGGAGCUACAGAAAUCGAUGUGGUGAUUAACAGGACAUUGGUGCUGACUGGCCAGUGGGAAGCCCUGUAUGAGGAGAUUCGUCAGUUUCGCAAGGCCUGUGGGGAGGCUCAUCUCAAAACCAUCUUAGCAACAGGAGAACUUGGAUCUCUUACUAAUGUCUAUAAAGCCAGUAUGAUAGCAAUGAUGGCAGGAUCAGAUUUUAUUAAGACCUCUACUGGAAAAGAAACAGUAAAUGCCACUUUCCCGGUAGCUAUAGUAAUGCUACGGGCCAUUAGAGAUUUCUUCUGGAAAACUGGAAACAAGGUAGGCUUUAAACCAGCAGGAGGCAUCCGCAAUGCCAAGGAUUCCCUUGUUUGGCUCUCUCUCGUGAAGGAAGAGCUGGGAGAUGAAUGGCUGACACCAGAACUGUUUCGAAUAGGUGCCAGUACUCUGCUUUCGGACAUCGAGAGGCAGAUUUACCAUCACGUUACUGGAAGAUAUGCGGCCUAUCAUGAUCUUCCGAUGUCUUAAAUCAGCGACCAGUUCCAGAAAAGUGCUUUACAGCAACAUACAAGGGCCUGAGUCACAGAGAGCUGAAGCAACUUGUCAGAGAUCACAGAGCUCACAACCGGCAGAGUCAAGAAUCAAGCCCAGGCCCAGUCUGGCUCCCGAAUACGUGCAGUCACCCGGGGGGGUGCACCACUGUCCCUCAGCACACACAGGCUCAUCAUCAGAGCUUACUGUCCGCUCUGGGGAACGGUCAUCUGCUUUGUGGGCUACUCAUUCCUUGGCUCCCUGUCCCUCCCAGUGUUCCCCGUCUGCCAGUUUGGCUUGCUAGCAACUCUCCCACAUGAUAGAACCUACGUUUUCUUUUCUUUCUUUCUUUCUUUUUUUUUUUUUUUAAAGAUUUCAUUUAUUUAUUCAUGAGAGACAGAGAGAGAGAGAGGCAGAGGGAGAAGCAGGUUCCCCGCAGAGCCAGGGAGCCCGAUGCGGGACUCGAUCCCAGGACCCUGGAAUCAUGACCCGAGCCGAAGGCAGACGCCCAAUCAACUGACCCACCCAGGUGCCCCUAGAACAUACGUUUUCUUAAAUGGGGAUUUUCAUGGAGUGAGUCUCCAGCUACUCCUAAGUGGGAAAUCCCAGACUGGGCAUCUGUAUUGGUUACACCUUCUGAUUGUGGGAUGAUAGCCAGCUUCUUCCUUGUUCUAGCCCUAUGACCUUGGUUCAGUCCGUUCACAUCUCUGGACCUCAGCUUCUUCAUCUGUAGAAGAGAGGGGUUGGGCAGGUGCUAUCAAGGUCCUUUCAGACCUAAAAUUACAUUACCCUAAGGAUAAUUAUAACAAAUUCUAGAAUAUAUUUUAUGGCUAUAAAGAGAAAACACUUUUGUAGCAAUCUGAAUUAGAAUUUGCCUGUUGGGAAUCAAUUAGGUCCCUAAAGCACCUCUCCAACUGUAAAUGAAAUGACUAAAAUAAGAAGGGAGAAGAAAUCCUGCUUUCCCCAUUCCCUUAGCAGAAAGCUGACUCUUGACUUACACCUUUGGAUACGGUCAGUAGCUCCGAAUGUCAUAUCUACUCUCAUAACAUGGCAGCCCAGGUGCCCACGGCACAAUGGCCAGUCACCCUUGGAGAAGAAACUUUGCAGAAAAAUAAUUACAUUCUAUCACCUUUGAAGCUAUUCCAAUUUCACAGGGGUUUCUGUUUUCCUCCCAUUAAACCCAGCUGGUCAUUUUAGUUGAUCAAGUGAACAGGCAUCAUUAUCUUCAAUUCUAAUUUAUAUGAGGCAUCCACUGAAAUUGACCCCUGCGGACAAUUAUAGGUUCACAUAGGAAAUUAAGACUGUGAGUCCGUCCAACCUAUUAGAGACUGACGAACAUGGCCUGAUCUGAAGGUACGUAAUCUUAUAUUUUGGGGGACAAUUUAUUCCAAGAACUAUCAGGCUCUUCAUCAUCAAUGUCUGCCCCUUACCUGGCUCUCGAAAUCAAAUGUAACACAGAUGACUUUAAUAGGAAGACCCUAGUAAAUGUUGAUUGCUAGGAAAACAUAAGAGGAAGAGAUCAUUUUCAAGGUGACUGUGAUUUACUACAAGCAGAACUGUGUACUUCAGAACAUAGGCAGCAGAUGCUUUAUACGAUCAGAAAAUGAGGGCCGUGUCUCCUAAGUUAAUAAAGCAACCCCCACCCCAAUUGUCCCAGUUGCUCAAUAAAGCAUAUUAGUCCUUAAAGUUACUUUUUAAACAACAAAUCAUAUAAUUUGGGGGCUUAAAGAGACUUUAGAGAAUAUAUAUUUCUAACUAACAUUCUUUAUGUAAGAAAAGAAACCGAAUGUAGGGAGGUCACUUACGUAAGACCAUGUAGAAAGUCAGAGCUGAGACCAGAACUUGGGUCCAUAGUUUGGCCAUGAAAUAUUGUACAAAACAGCCAGGGCUUUGGAAUUGAAAGUUUCUUGUUUAUACACCCUCCUGCACCUAACAUUAUGUUUCUCAGCGUGUGAAAUUCAGACUUUGAAAUGACUCACUUUUGCCUCAUAAGAGUCUUCUGGGGGCGCCUGGGUGGCUCAGUCAGUUAAGCUUCUGACUUGAUUUUGGCUCAGGUCAUGGUCUCAGGAUUGUGGAAUCUAGCCCCACAUUGGGCUCUGUGCUCAGCCAGAGUCUGCUUGUCCUCUCUGCUCCGCCCCCCAACUCAUGCUUUCUCUCUCAAAUAAACAAAAUCUAAAAAAAAAAAAGUCCUCUAAAUGGUGUUUUAGAGACCAACCAUCUAAAUCUAGCCCAGGUGACGAUGUGGUUAAUUCCAUCCAUUAGACUUUUCCGAAUUUGGGGUGACCUUGAAAACUGAAAUUAAAAAAAAAAAAAGUUGCAUGUUGCUUUAUUGUGUUUGUUAUUUUUUUAAGGACAAAACUGAGAAGGGGGUUGUUUGGAUUCUGGUUUGUCUACAAAUGGAGAAAAAAUGACUAGUGCAAUCACAAAACAAUUUCAUAAUUACAGUAUCUUUGCCUCAUUCUAGAUUAUUUCAGCGCUAACAGGAAAUUUAGGCAAAUUAGUUUCCAUGAAAAAUAGCUUCUAAGGAGACCUGUAUAAAAGCAGGAACUGUUAGAAAUCCUAUCUGGAAGUCUCAUCCUCUGUGCACGGAGUCUCUGUCUUGAUGGAGCAGAACAGUUUGCUAGGCCGUGUGUAGAUGUCUUACACAAACCACAUCUAGAGAAACCAAAUCAGUUUUUUGGUUUUUUUUAAAAACAACUUACACUGCUAGUACCAAUAUUAAUUUUUCUUCUACCAACCUGAUAAUUUUUUGAUGCAACAUAAAUAGAGCCAGAAUGGAGAUAGAAGAAA
This is a messenger RNA of Mirounga angustirostris (Northern elephant seal), 3860 nucleotides long. RefSeq names its product deoxyribose-phosphate aldolase (gene DERA). Gene Ontology annotation, molecular function: deoxyribose-phosphate aldolase activity. Lineage: Eukaryota; Metazoa; Chordata; Mammalia; Carnivora; Phocidae. Bases 111 to 1067 code for a protein of 318 amino acids. Gene Ontology annotation, biological process: deoxyribonucleotide catabolic process; carbohydrate catabolic process. The transcript has 10 exons. The record is from RefSeq and is a predicted model, not a curated record. Gene Ontology annotation, cellular component: cytoplasm.